Molecule: messenger RNA, 5322 nt
Organism: Vombatus ursinus (common wombat)
Lineage: Eukaryota; Metazoa; Chordata; Mammalia; Diprotodontia; Vombatidae
Gene: POM121C
Product: POM121 transmembrane nucleoporin C
Exons: 13
Coding region: 207-3032 (941 amino acids)
Biological process (GO): protein import into nucleus; RNA export from nucleus
Cellular component (GO): nuclear pore
Molecular function (GO): structural constituent of nuclear pore
Source: RefSeq, a predicted model, not a curated record
CGUCCCAGGCGCCCUCGCCGCAGCUGCUGUGCCCGGCCCGUAGGUUCCAGUUCAGGGACCACCCGACUACUCCAAACCGAUUCUCAUUGGCUCCACGGAGAAGAUAUCCAAUUCAGCAGGCCCAGUACUCUGCACCGGGGACCCUUCCCACAGUGUGUUGGGAAGGCUACCAGAGGAAUAACGUGCUCUCUGCCCGAAACUCCCAGAUGGUGUCAAGCCCUGUGACUGUGAGGAUUGCUCCCCCAGAUCUACCCCGUUCCCCCCCGGAGCAGGUUGUGAAUUCAGCCGUGCCUUCAUCAUCCAGUGCUGCCCCAGACCCGUGUGCAAAGGAGACCGUGAUGAAUGCGCUCAGAGAGAGUCAGAAAAGGGCGGUGGAGGAGGAGGAUCAGAUCUUCUGUGAUGCCCAGGAAGACAAGCGAAGGCGCCACGACAGUAGUGGGAGUAGACACUCAGCGUUUGAACCCCUGGUCGCAAACGGAGCCCCAGCAUCUCUGGUUCCCAAGCCUGGAUCUCUGAAGAGAAGCCUCACUUCCCAGUGUACAGAGGACAACCUGAAUAAGAGAUCUCGAACCUCUUCCACCAGCUCUCAGACCGACACCUCCCCAGGGGGCAUCCCCAGCUCCAUCCGCAAUGCCAUCUCCAGGUCCAUCCGCAAUGCCAUCACCAGCUCCUACAGCUCCACUGGGGGUUUCUCACAGUUGUGGAAGAGGAGUGACGCUAGUACCUCACCCCUGUCUAGCCCCGCCUCAUCUCGCUCCCCGACCCCGGAGAGGCCUGUGAAAAAAGCACGAAUAGAAGAGUCUCAUGGGUCUAGCUGUGUGACCCCCGUGACCUCAGACAAGGAAUGUCAGGCAGAGAAGGUGACGGAUACCGCAACUUGGAGGAAACAGAGCUCCUGGAGCACCCCACCCACCUCUGGGAGUGGGAGGAAGCACAAACGCAAAGUUCAGUUAUUGGCUUCUCGGCGAGGGGACCAGCUCACCCUGCCUCCACCUCCCCAGCUCGGUUACCUGAUCACUGCUGAAGACCUAGACUUGGAAAAGAAGGCUGCAUUUCAGUGGUUUAACAAAGUCUUGGAAGAGAAGGGAGAUCCCCCUCCCUUUUCUGUCGCAGAGACUUCACCAGCUGGCACUCCAGCUUCAGGUGCCACCCCCCUGCUGGACAGUGUGAAGAAGAUGCAGAGUUCCCCGAGCCCAGCCACCCUCACAGACCCAGCUGGAGCAGCCAGUGCUGGGGUGCCUUCCCCACCGAAGCCGGCCAGGCCACCCGCUGCCGCAGGGCCCGCAGAGCCAGGGCCCCGAGCUGCCACCUCUUCGUCCUCCAAGCCCUUGUUGACCUCUUCCGCCACACUCCCCGUCACUACCACUAGCCAGGCCUCCCCAGCGCAUGUGUCGUCGGACAGCUCUCCCAAGCCGCCCCCCAAACCCAGCAUUCUCUUGGGGAUGCUGAGUACCCCGCCUCUAACUCCCACCGCUCCUGCGGCUGCUUCGGCUCCUCCUCCCGCCACUUUCAUGUUCAAACCCAUUUUUGGGGUUCCCCCUGAAAUGGAGCGUGGCGCUUUUUUGCCAGCUGCCCCCCGUGCCACAGCUCCUGUGUCUUGUGGCUCUGUCCUACCCCCAGCCCCCAGCCCCUCCACCUCAAUCUUUAAGCCCAUCUUUGGGAGCGUGGGCCUCCCCACAUCUGUGCCCUUGGCCUCAACUUCCCCUUUCUUGAAGCAACCCUCUUCUGCAGCCCCCACCACGGCCUCUGCCGCCACAGCCACCUCCAGUGGGACCACUGACUCGGGCUUCAAGCCCACCUUUGGCUUUAGGCCGAGCAGCUUGGCCAGCACCACGGCCAGCACCCCUGCUACCACCGCUAGCGCCGCUGCUGCCACCGCUAGCGCCGCUGCUGCCACCGAUAGCGCCGCUGCUGCCACCGCUAGCGCCGCUGCUGCCGCCACUACCACCCCCUCCCUAGCACAGCCUUUCAUCUUUAGGGCUGCUCCUGCCUCUGGUGCCAGCUUCACCCCGCCCACUGGUUCCGUGUUCCAGUUUAACAAACCUGCUGCCACUGUCACUGCCGCCACCACCGCGGCAGCACCCACUACGACCUUUGGUGCCGCACAGACGGUCCCCAGCAGCACUGCUGGCUUUGCGUUUGAUGGGACCGUCACCAUAGCAUCCCUGCCGACCACCAGCCAAGUGACGACGUUUGGCCCCGCCGCCACCACCACUACCAGCACAGCUGCGUUCAGCAACCCCUUUGGCUCCAGCGUCAAGACGAUGCUGCCCCCGCCCUACCCGGGUGCUGCCCCUCAGCCUGCCUUUGGGACUGCUGACAGGCAGCAGCAGCAGCAGGGGACCACCAAAGCGGGCUCCAUAAGCUUCAGUAGCACAUUCAGCUUUGGGGGCUCGGCAGCCCCAAACCCCGCCCUUCCCCAGCCCACUUUUGGCGGGUUGAAGCCCCCCACCUCCUUUGGCACCCCUGCCAGCACGCAGCUGAAGUUUGGCAGCCCCGACAUGGUCUUCUCUUUUGACACGACCACCACCUCUAGCUUUGGGGCCACCACGCAGACCGCCAGCAGUGGCACCAGCAGCUCCCCGUUUAGCAAUGUGACCAAGGCCCCCUUCAUAUUUGGGAGCUCCACACCUGUGGCCAGCAGCGGGGACUGUAGGGCCAGCACGGCCGUCCCUGGAACCAGCUCGAGUACUGUGGCAUUCAGCUUCGGAGCAAGCCAGAGUGGGGCAACCAAUGCCACUGCCCCCUUUGGGGGUACCUUGAACCAGAACCCCCUGGGCGCCCCAAGUCAGAGCAUGCCCUUUGCCUUCAGUGUGUCCACCACCACCGAGAACAAGCCUUUGUUUGGAGGCACAAGCUGUGUGGGCAGUAGCUUUUCCUUUGGGACACCAACCACGCCAGCCCAGGGCUUUGUGGGAGCAGGACCAUCUUUCGGACCAUCGACCCCUUUAUUUUCCAUUGGUACAGGAUCCAAGACCCCUGGGGCCAGGCAGCGACUGCAGGCCCGGAGACAGCAUACCCGAAAGAAAUAACCUGUCCUGCCUCCUCCCCCCCCAGACCCUUUCCUUCCUUUCCCAGCCCUCCCCUCCUUGGCUCCUGCUGUGAAGAGCCUCGUCCCUGUCCCUGUUUUUGUACAGCAAGCCCACCCCAGCCCCACCCCCCACUUCUCCGGCAGCAGCUGCCAAGAAGGCGGCUGCCCUGGAAGUGGCAGGUUGGAAACAAACCCUUUUUACUUGAACAGUUCCACUGCUAGACUGGAGAAACUUGUGUACAUAUCAUCAGCCUUGCCUUGCCUUUCCUGACUUGUCUCCUUGUGUUGUGUGUGUGUGUGUGUGUGUGUGUGUCUCUGUGUGUGUGUGUGCGUGUGUGUGUGUCAGCUUGGCCAAGGAACCCCUUUCCUGCACUCUGCCUGGCCUCUGGAGAGGCCUCCAAGCCUGGACACAGGGAGGGCUUGGCCCUGAGCCUCCCAGCUCUCCUCCUGCUCCAUGUGGCUGCAAGGGCAGGCUUCUUGCUGCUUUUGCCUUGGGUCUUGGCUCCUGCUCCUUGGACUUUGUCCCCGAAGGAAGCAUUCCUUUUCAUGGUGUUGGUCUGGCUUGGGUUUGCCUUGGGGAAGACUCCAGGAAUCAGGAGAAGCCUCCAUGAAGGCUACUCCUGAUGCACCAUCUUUCUUCCUUCCCCUGGAGAAAGAGAGGAAGGUUGUAGCCUAAGUCUUCCCUUUGCGAGCAAAGCCCUUAAGACCUCAGGGGUUGCAGUUAGCCAACAGAAAAGGAAAGCACCUUUCCCUCGGAGCCCCCGCUGGCCAGCAAAGGAGCAGGCCAGACACUGCACCACUGCUCCUGGCUUCUCUCCCUUUCCUCCCCAGUGCUGUUUUUGUUUUCUGGGUUCGUCUGUAUAAAGCCGUGUCCUGUCAGCGUUGCUCUGUCUGAUGCUCAUUGAAUCGAGUUUGGAGGAAAAUUUGACUUGUGUGAGUGGCGGCAUGUUGGUAGUGCCGGACUUGGUGUAAAAAGCUUUUUGGGGUCCAGGAGUUUCCCACAGAAACUGGACCCACUCAAUUGGAUGUGGAACGUGGCCAUGAGAGGCUGCACGUGCUGAAUGACUCCUGAAUUUUCAAACAGUGUUUUGAUUCGAAGGGAUGGCAGCCCAGGAAGGAAUAAGGCCCAAGGGACAGGGUGCUGUGAAUGUAAGCAGAGGAUAAGACCCCCACCUUGCUUUGGGCUCCCCUACACACAUACACACGUCUUUGUGAUCUCACAGUAGGGCAGGUAUCCCUAAAUUAGUGGAUAAUCUUAUUUUACUGCUGGGUUGCAUGCUUUUUUGGGUUUGGGGGGGAAAGGGAGAGCAAGGAGGGUCACCAUGAAGGAGCCCCGCCUCAGUAAGGAAAACCCUGCAUAAGGUAGCCUCCUUCUGGUUCCUUUGGGCCAAGAAGGAAAGCCCCAUUACUCAAUAGGCGAGCUCCACACCUGCCUUCCAGAUCAAGGAUCACUUGUUACCGAUCAGGGCCCGUCCUCUAAACACCAACUCGGCCCAGAGCACCCUCUCCCUGGCCCAGGAGCCUCGCUGCUCUGCCAUCACUUUUGGGAGAAGUGUGAAUGUGUAUGGGUGAUUUGCCUAAGUCUAAAUUUAAGAAAAAGAAAAAAAAACUAUUUAAACAUUUUUUUAACAAAAUAAAAUUUAUUUUUAUAUUUAAGCUAAAUUGCCUUUUGAAUUCCUUCAAGCUUGGUUCAUUGAGGCUGUGAAAGUCCAAAGCUGUUGUCCAGAAAUUAGCUGAGCAGUGAGAUCUGGGGGAGGAGGGAGCCUGACGCUGCCCGGCAGAGGAAGGGCUCACUUAGACUCCCUUUUCACCCAGGGAAUCGUUCUGUAAAAUGUACUUAAUUCUUCUAUAAUAAUGUAAUGUAUGUGAAUGUGGCUAGGGCGAGGUUCCCCCCUGUGAUAGCAGCUCUGGUGGUUGCAGUUUUGGAGGCGGGAGAGGGACACUGGAAGGUCUCAAGAGCUCCAUCUUGAGCCUGUGUCUCAGCCACUGCUCAGUCCCACGAGGACCCUGGGGAAAGCUGAAUCAGGUCAAACCAGCCUUUCCACAGCAGUGGUGGCAGCAGGAAGCCUGUCAGUUACCAGAACAGCCCAGAGAUCUGCCCACACCCACCCAGCUCAGCCUCGGCCCCGUGCAGGUACAUGCACGAGACCGGACGGGAACAGGAGACGAAGCUUUCCAUAAGACGCUGUUCCUGUCGAGUCUGGUGGGAAUUUAGUGUGAAUGUGCAAUUUUUUUUUCCUUGCUUCUUAUAAUGUCAUUGAUUUUAAAAAUAAACAGAACUGUGAUUUCCA